CAUGGUUAAUUUCAAAUCAGUCUGCUUCAACAAUCCAUUUUCAUCAGUCAACUUAAAAGUAUUUAAAAAAGAUGACGAACGUUGUGUCAGUUUCGGCUACAGAAAAUUCAUCGGCUGUACAAUUGAAAAAUAUUAAGAAAAAUACGAUGACACCCAUUGAGAUAUCUAUUCAGCAAUUGCCGAACCUCGCAUCAAAUUGGUCAACAUUUUUAAGAGAUAUUACCAAUGACCGGAAGCUACGAGCCGAGCGUAUAAGUCGCCAGUCGGAAGAUGUCAUCCAAUUUAUAAACAGAUUUCCCCUUUUGGAAUCUUAAAAAUUUUAGAAUAUACUGCCAAUCGUGAAAAUUAUAUUAUAUAUAA
This is a messenger RNA of Drosophila rhopaloa, 360 nucleotides long. RefSeq lists its product as uncharacterized. Lineage: Eukaryota; Metazoa; Arthropoda; Insecta; Diptera; Drosophilidae. The record is from RefSeq and is a predicted model, not a curated record. Bases 72 to 314 code for a protein of 80 amino acids. The transcript has a single exon.